This is a messenger RNA of Penicillium argentinense, 1659 nucleotides long. Its product is annotated as amino acid permease. Gene Ontology annotation, cellular component: membrane. The record is from RefSeq and is a predicted model, not a curated record. Bases 1 to 1659 code for a protein of 552 amino acids. Gene Ontology annotation, biological process: amino acid transmembrane transport. NCBI's taxonomy places the organism in Eukaryota, Fungi, Ascomycota, Eurotiomycetes, Eurotiales, Aspergillaceae. The transcript is spliced from 6 exons. Gene Ontology annotation, molecular function: amino acid transmembrane transporter activity.
AUGGGCUACGACUGCGAAAAGAUGGCCGAAGUCCCUCCAGACCAUGACGGAAUGGGGGUGUCUGGAAAUGAGUGUUCAGAACAGAAGGGGGAGGUCACUCCCAUCAACACUAAUCACUUGGCUAGAAACCUGUCUGCAAGGCAGGUCUCAAUGAUUGCCAUUGGGGGGACAAUCGGUACUGGGUUGUUCUUAGGUACCGGGAAAGCCAUUGCCACUGGAGGUCCAGCCUCCACACUUCUUGCAUACGCCAUCUGCGGAUUCAUCAUUUUCCUCACUAUGCUUUGCUUGGGUGAAAUGGCAGCUUUCAUCCCUGUUUCUGGAUCAUUCUGUACAUUCGCUGGUCGCUUUGUGGAUGAUUCCCUUUCUUUUGCCCUGACAUGGAACUAUUGGUUCAACGACGCUGUUUCAACAGCAACAGAUCUACUCGCACUGCAAAUUCUGUUUCAAUACUGGACAGACAACUUCCCAAGCUGGGCUAUUAGUCUGAUAUUCCUCAUCCUCGUUCUCGCAUGUAAUCUUGCCCCUGUUGGAGUUUAUGGUGAAGUUUCAUACUGGUUAAGCUUACUCAAAGUGGCCACUAUUAUUGUUUUUAUCAUCGUUGGAAUUGUUGUAAAUUGCGGCGGGAACCAGGGCCACCGAUAUAUCGGCGAUCAAUACUGGCACGUUGGCGAAGCACCCUUCGUGGGUGGAAUUGGAGGAUUCGCCUCCGUCUUUGUUACUGCAUCUUUUGCAUACGGAGGCACCGAGUCGAUCGCUAUUACUGCGGGAGAAACCAAAGACCCCGCAAAGACUCUGCCGCGAGUCGUCCGCAACGUAUUCUGGCGCAUCCUGCUGUUUUAUGUCCUAUCUAUUAUCAUUAUCGGGUUCAAUGUUCCAUACAAUCAUGCGGGUCUCUCCGACGGUUCCACCAACUCCAGUCCAUUUACUAUUGUAUUUGUUCAGGCUGGCAGUACCAUUGCGGGAAGUUUCAUUAACGCAGUCAUCUUCACUAGCGCCAUAUCUGCAUCUAAUCAUGCCCUCUUCGUCGGCUCACGACUAUUAUACACACUUGCCAUCAGCGGACAUGCACCGCGAUUCUUUGGCCACGUCAACCGUUUUCAGGUGCCUUGGGUCGCAGUUGUGGGAACACUUGUUAUAAGUAUUCUUUGUUUCGGGGCGAGCUAUAUAGGACAAGGCCGAUUGUGGGUUUGGUUGCAGAAUAUUGUCGGCGUCUCAAACCAAGUGUCCUGGGUAAUUAUUGGUGUAGCCUCGCUCCGCUUCAGAGCUGGGAUUCGCAAACAAAAUAUUGAGCAACUGUUGCCAUACAAGAACUGGACCUACCCAUGGGGUCCGAUCUUCACAGUCGGGUUGAACACGCUUCUGAUUUUGGUUCAGGGCUGGACAAGCUUCAGUCCGAGUUUUAAUGUGGUCGACUUUGUCUCCUUUUAUCUGGAAAUCCCAAUCUUGAUUUUCAUGCUCAUUGGAUGGAAACUCAUCAAGAAGACCAAAAUGGUGAAGACGUGUGACAUGGAUUUUAUCACUGAUCGAUAUGAUACAGUGAUCGACUCCAAUGAAGCAGGAGCUCCUAGGGACUCCGAGAAUCAAGGAAUUACUACAAACCCAAGAAAAAACAGACUACUCGGGACACUGAAGCGAUAUGGCAUGUAUCUCUGUUUCUAG